AAGAAAUACGCAUUGGAAGGUCACCACGUGGAUGAAAAUGAUUUCGAAGCCGUGAAAUGGGCAGCCAUUAUGACUGGACAAUCAACGGACUAUGUAGGGACGAAGGAAAGAAUCGAAGAAGGAGGAAAAUUUAAGGAGUUACUAGAUAAAGCAUUGACCUUCGAUAGCAAAGAUUUUGCCUUAUUACAUUUACGUGGACGAUAUGCUCAUUCAGUGGCCAGUCUCUCAUGGAUUGAACGAAAGGCAGCGGCAGUGUUUUACUCGACACCCCCUACAGCUACUAUUGAAGAGGCUUUGGAAGACUUCUUAGCGGCUUAUGAAAUUAAACCUGAUUGGAUAGAAAAUCUUCUAUAUAUUGCACGUAUAUAUUAUGCGAAAGGGGAUAAAGCAAAUGCGAAGAAAUUUCUCAGUAAAUUACUCAGUCUGAAGCCUAAUGAUGAAUCAGAACGUGAAAUGCAAGAAGAAGCUAAAAAAUUGCUGUCAAAAUGUUAA
This is a messenger RNA of Haemonchus placei, 492 nucleotides long. The record is from the annotation of a GenBank genome assembly. NCBI's taxonomy places the organism in Eukaryota, Metazoa, Nematoda, Chromadorea, Rhabditida, Trichostrongylidae.